GUUACGACUACCUCUUGGCACUCGCAAAUAUUGCGAUAUUCGUAAAUAUGGCGGAAUUUGUUGCGUUGUUUGAUGUAAACGAGCAAAACAGACGCAGACAAAGGGUUUUCCGUGAACGUGUGAAUAUUUUGGAUGAAUUAAGAGACGAAGAAAUCAUCGCACGAUACAGACUGAGCAGAGAAGCGAUUACGUACCUGAAUGAAACAUUGAGGGUAGAUUUAGAACCGAAGACAAAAAGAUCAAACUCACUCUCAUCUCUUACUCAGGUUCUAAUCGGGCUUCGGUUCUUGAGCAAGGGUGAUUUUUUUUCUGAGGUUGCAGAUAUUCAUGGUGUCAGUAAGCCUACAGCAGCUCGAUGCUUCCAUGUUUUCAUUGAUAGCCUGAAUCGUCGUCUACAUAAUAUCAGAUUCCCGACUGAAAAUGGCGCUAUGGCACUCUCAAAACAAGACUUCUACAGGCGGUGUAGGAUUCCAAACGUUCUCGGUGCUGUUGAUGGGACUUUGGUUCCAAUUCUAGGCCCUUCCGAAAAUGAAGAGGCAUAUAUUUGUAGAAAGGGGUUUCACGCCAUCAAUGUGCAAGCUGUUUGUGAUUCUCGAAUGAAUUUCAUAGAUGUAGUUGCAAAGUGGCCAGGUUCGCAGCAUGAUGCUUCCAUUUUCAACACCUGUGGUCUAAAGGAACACCUGGAAAGAACACAUGCAGGAAUUUUGCUUGGGGAUAGCGGAUAUGGCCUGAGAAGAUAUCUUCUAACACCUAAACAAAAUCCCAUGACAGAGUCUGAAAGGCGUUACAAUAAUUACCAUGCCAGGGGAAGAGUGGUUAUUGAAAGAGCGUUUGGUGUGCUGAAAUCUAGAUUUCGAUGCCUACACAAAUCUGGUGGUGUACUUCCAUUCAACCCUACAAAAAGUGCUCAUGUUGUUGUGGCCUGUAUGAAGCUGCAUAAUCUGUGCAUAACGUUCAACGUGAAGGAACCACAAGAUGCAGUCCAUGUGAAUGAGCUGGCAAAUGAGGAUGUCUUAAAUGAGCAUGAUAACAAUGCGCAUUCAUUUAGACAGGCAAUCAUUAACAUGUUUUGAAUGACUGGUUAUAAGCACGUU
Messenger RNA from Dreissena polymorpha, 1094 nucleotides. Its product is annotated as putative nuclease HARBI1. Bases 48 to 1073 code for a protein of 341 amino acids. The transcript is spliced from 6 exons. Lineage: Eukaryota; Metazoa; Mollusca; Bivalvia; Myida; Dreissenidae. The record is from RefSeq and is a predicted model, not a curated record.